AACACGGUGCAAUUAUAACAUAAGCUCCACAACAAUCCAACGUAACCCAAGGCCAGCCCAUGAGAAAUGCCUUCUAAGACUUUGAAUUCUUCGUGGUUGCGAGAGCUCCGCAAACCCUAUUCGUGGCCUCAGCCACAUGCAAUCAACAGAGCAUCUAUCUCGUCAAAAUCGUUACAGCGUCCUGUCAAAACCUUGUUGAUCGGCAAUGCUCGCGACUCAGCGCUCAUCCCAUUACCUGCCUCGAGCUGUCGUUUCGGCGAACUGCACCAAAAAUUGACACCUUUUUCUGGACUCAAUUCACAAGCUCGCCGACCUUCCUCCAGGCUUGCGAAAGCCAUCUUACCACGGCCCGGAACGGCCGCGGAGACAUAUGUUGCAUAUGGAAUGACCCAGAAACUAUUCGAGGCCUGCUCGAGCCAAGCCGACUAUCGAAUCCCUCAAGUGUCGCAGCAGGGCGCAGAAGUCCCCAAAACCGAAGCUGGUGAAGAUAUUGGUGUUGGGGAAGGUUGGUGGUAUGAAGAUCUCGGCCUCCUUCCAACAUUUUCAACCUGGUCACAGGUUACAUUCUUACAUAUGUACAUAUUGACGGUCCGUCUACGGGCCCUGCCAUCGCAUGAAAGUCUUCAAACAUAUUCUCGCCACCUGAUCGAUCAUUUCUCGCAUAACGCAGAACAUCGCAUGGAUGUGCUUCAUGGUCUGGCUAGCCGUGGGAUCCGGAAUAAGUUCCUCAAAGAUCUUUUUAUCCAGUGGCGAGGCGUUCUCGCCGCAUAUGACGAAGGCCUUGUCAAGGGUGAUGCUGUUCUAGGAGCUGCCAUCUGGAGGAACCUCUGGAAGGCUAGCCACACCGACCCGGAGGGUCAGGACAUUGACUGGGCCAAGAUAGCUCGUGUAGUCGCGUAUAUGCGACGAGUAUUAUCUGAGAUUUCCAAUGUGAGCGAGGCUGAUCUGAUAUUCACCUUGGGACGCGGAAGUAACGGCAAACGCGGCAUCUUCGGGUAUUCUGAAGUGGAUAAGAAGAUGGUUGAUUCAAAUCGAUGAAUUGUGGAGCUGGCGAAAGAUUUACUCUUGCAAUAACCUCUGUUUGCAUAAUAAAGGAGACGGGAUCAACUCAAGCGUGCUUUCUUUUUCUUUUUCUUUUCUUUCUUCGCUGUAUUAUUAUUAUAAUUUUACGUGAGUAAAAUAACAACUUGUGUCUAACUAUAAAUGCAUUAUAAUAAUUACAAGCGACG
Molecule: messenger RNA, 1229 nt
Organism: Aspergillus wentii DTO 134E9
Lineage: Eukaryota; Fungi; Ascomycota; Eurotiomycetes; Eurotiales; Aspergillaceae
Exons: 3
Coding region: 67-1038 (323 amino acids)
Biological process (GO): mitochondrial respiratory chain complex III assembly
Cellular component (GO): mitochondrion
Source: RefSeq, a predicted model, not a curated record